UGCUGCUUGUUGUCGUCCGGUGUCUGAGGAAAGGGUCGCCCGCCCGCUCGCUCGCCUGCCCGCCCGCCCGCCCGGGGAAAUCCAGGUCUCGACCAGCCGCUCGCUCCGUCCCGAUUAGUCGGGGACAUGUCGAGGUGGGCGGAGGCCCGGUGGGCCGGUGUGAGACGGCGGACGGCGGCCGAGGCACACGCGCCCUCCUCGAGCUUUCCCCGGCGAAGCUUCCCUUUACAAACGCCCCGGGACUGAAGGAGCUGUCACCGUGAGGACCCCCGCCGGGACCGAGUGCAGGAGACACGAGCAGACACUCCAGUCACAAACCUUUUAGCGGAGCGUCUGUGCCUUCGCCCACCCUGCCCGCUGCAGACUCUGCUGCUCUCUCCCUCUGCUCGGAACAAGAAGAGUCGUCUCUCUCGGAACGGCUUGUUAGAGAAAGCUUCAGAGAGGAGAACUCCUGCCUCCUGCUUCAGAGCCUCUCUGUCACCACGGACAUACAAACUCUGCAGCAGCUGUUGCACAGUGAAUUGCUCCAGAGCCAGAAGCAAAGACAAUGAAGCUGUUGGAGAACUCAAGUUUUGAAGCAAUAAACUCCCAGCUAACUGUGGAGACUGGAGAUGCUCACAUCAUUGGCCGGAUUGAAAGUUACUCGUGCAAGAUGGCUGGUGAUGACAAACACAUGUUCAAGCAGUUCUGCCAGGAGGGCCAGCCGCAUGUCCUGGAGGCUCUGUCGCCUCCUCAGACCACAGGGAUCAGCCCCAGCAGGCUCAGUAAGAGUCAGAGUGGUGAUGAAGAGGGACCCCUGAGUGACAAGUGUAGUCGCAAGACCCUCUUCUAUCUGAUUGCAACGCUCAACGAGUCCUUCCGCCCAGACUAUGACUUCAGUGCUGCCAAGAGCCAUGAGUUCAGCCGGGAGCCGAGCCUCAACUGGGUGGUGAAUGCUGUCAACUGCAGCCUCUUCUCUGCAGUUCGUGAAGAUUUCAAUGCCCUGAAGCCACACCUGUGGGAUGCUGUGGAUGAAGAGAUUUGUCUCUCAGAGUGUGACAUCUACAGCUACAAUCCAGACCUGGAUUCAGACCCCUUUGGAGAGGAUGGCAGCCUCUGGUCCUUCAACUACUUCUUCUACAACAAGAGGCUGAAGAGGAUUGUCUUUUUUACCUGUCGUUCCAUCAGUGGGUACACAUACACACGCUCAGAAGCUGGAAAUGAGCUGGAUAUGGAGCUUGGUGAAGAGGACGUAGAGGAGAACAGGGAUGCCUGUGACAACGAAAGCGGCAGCAUAGAGGAGGACAGGUUGCAAGUUAUUUGCAUGUGAGUUUCCAGAGCUGCUCCAAGAUGCCUCAUGACCCUGCUGAAUCACCUUCCUGCCUGUGUCCCGAGGAUGAGGCAGCCCUGAGCUCCCUGAACUGCCCCUGCCUAGCAGCUGUAGCAUUGCUGUACUCGUACAUACACUGGAGUACCCCAGGCAUCUUGGAGCACAACGUACUGAAAGCAGCUGCGGCUUCCUGGCUGAAGACACGUCCUCUAGCUCUAGGUGCUGCCAGCAAACGUCCCCUCCUCCGGGACGCUCUCCAUGUGCUGCCGUCCGCGGCUGCUGGGACUCUGGCUGGACAGCUGUGUAGGAGCUCCGAGAAGCUUUGCUGCACUUUAUCGCUGAUCUUAUUGGCUGCACUGACCUGCAAACUCCUCGUGGCUCUGAAGCAGGGCUGGAUUUUCCUCAAGCACUUUUCUUUACUGGUUGUGACAUAGCAAACUCCGUCCAUCCAUAGCACCAGCAGCAGCAAGGGGUGCAGGGAGAGCCCUUGCUAUGCCUCUGCCUGGACCUCCUCCUCAAGAAGUGUUGUUGAACUCCCCGUGAACUGUCUGUAGCCUGUUCCCUGGAGAAGUGUCCAUUUGUUUCAAAUAGGUUUGCUUUGUUCCUGCCUGCCUGUGGUGAUUUUCUCUGGUGUGUUUUUUUUUAACUUUAUUUUUUUAAUUUUUUUUCUUUUUGUAUCUUCCCUGGGGGUAUCAGCUUCCUGCACUGGUCCUGAGCAAUUCCUGUGGUCAAACAGGUCCCAAGAUGCAACCCCUGUGGGUAAAAGCUGGAUUGUUUAUUUCAUUCUCGAGCUUUCAUGUUUUUUAAACCACAGACAACUUUUGACAAAGCCAGAGAGGGGCUGGAGCACAGCGACGGUGCAGGUCGGCGUGCCGGGCAGCGGCUGCAGUGCUGGGAUCCUGCUCAACCCAGGCCUAGGGCUGCAGAGUUUAUUUUUGUAUUCUGGGUGAGCUGGGACUCGUGGCGGGAGCUGCAUGCUGCCGGCUCGGACUCACACUCUGGUUUAGUCACAUCUUCCCCCUCAUUUCCUCCCUCCUCCUCACCCAGCCUCUGCAAGAGGCAAGUCCCCCUCUCCGCCCAGGCUCCCGGUGUUUCGCAGGGCCAAGUGUUCCCUCCUCCUCCCUUACGGCAGGUGCCAGGUCGGGGCAGUGAGAGCCCAGCCGGCUCCAGAGCGGCUGGGACGCGUAUGAACCAGAGAGCAGAGGUAGCGGCGUGGGGGGGCAGGUGCUGCCAGGCUCCCUGCGGGGCUGCCCGGGGCUCCCUGGCCCCAGGGGGGAGAGCCCUGCCCGGGGCACGGCCGGCUCCUGGCCGCCAGUGCGGCCCCUUCCCCCUGGCGUGAGACCCUCUCCCUUCCCGGGGGCUGCGGGGCCGGGGCCGCGCUGGGAGCUGAGCUGUGCCUGCCCGCCGAGGCUGGCCGGGAAGGCAGAGCUCGCGGAGGCGAGCGGCACCGGGGCGAGGAGCCUCCGGCUGCGCCGGCAGGGUCGCGGGGUGCAGGCGCCGGUUCACCUUCCCUGCUCCUUCCUCUCCUAGUAACUUUUCGAAGCUUGUUUCUAAGUUGGAGUUUGUUUCCUUGUCCUUAAGGAUGAGUUUGAGCCUCAGCUCCCCGGGGCGGGGUUCGCCGUCGGCUCCUGGCCGUGUCCUACCUGGCUCUCCCACCGUAGCUCGGGACAGAAAAGGGGCAGGAGCCCAGGGGCUGGCAGGGGGAGGGACCCGCUCUGAGGGCGGCAGUGCAGCGGGAACCCUGCGUCUGCCGGCUCCCGCUGCCGUGGGCUCAGCCCGCGCAGGCCCGGAGCCCGCGGCGCUGCCGAGCGCGGCGUGGGGCUGGGGAGGGCUGGGCGCCCUGGGAGCGGGGCCCGGCCCGCAGGCUGCAGGGUAGCACGGGGGGACGAGGUCUCUCUCACCUUCCUCUUCCCUGGCCCAGGCUCCCAGGCCCCGGCACGGCCGCUGCCGGGGGUGGGAGCAGGUUUUGGCCCUGUCCCGUCCCUUCCGUCCUUCAUCCCUCUACUUGCGUGCUGCUGUGGCUGGCUUCAUGGUUUAACUCCCCGUCAUGGAAAUUUGACUUUACUGCAUAGCAAUGUAUCAUUACACCAAUAAAGUUUUUCUGUGA
Rhea pennata is the source of this 3416-nucleotide messenger RNA. It is a transcript of the gene MAF1, whose product is annotated as MAF1 homolog, negative regulator of RNA polymerase III. NCBI's taxonomy places the organism in Eukaryota, Metazoa, Chordata, Aves, Rheiformes, Rheidae. Gene Ontology annotation, cellular component: nucleus. Gene Ontology annotation, biological process: negative regulation of transcription by RNA polymerase III. The record is from RefSeq and is a predicted model, not a curated record. Gene Ontology annotation, molecular function: RNA polymerase III core binding. The transcript has 10 exons. The coding region runs from base 548 to 1309 and encodes 253 amino acids.